AUGGCCGGAUACACUGCUCGUCAGGUUGGUGCUCCCAACACCCUCGAUUAUCGCGUUUUCAUUGAGAAGGAUGGUGUUCCUGUCUCGGCUUUCCACGAUGUUCCUCUCUUUGCCAACGAGGAGAACAACGUCUUCAACAUGAUUGUUGAAAUCCCCCGUUGGACCAAUGCCAAGUUGGAGAUCAGCAAGGAGGAUGCUUACAACCCCAUCAAGCAAGACACCAAGAAGGGCAAGCUUCGCUUCGUCCGCAACUGCUUCCCCCACAAGGGUUACAUCUGGAACUAUGGUGCCUUCCCCCAGACUUGGGAAGAUCCCAACCAACAACAUCCUGAGACCAAGGCCAAGGGUGACAACGAUCCUAUUGAUGUCAUUGAGAUUGGUGAACAAGUUGGCUACACUGGUCAAAUCAAGCAAGUCAAGAUCCUUGGUGUCAUGGCUCUCUUGGAUGAAGGUGAAACUGACUGGAAGGUCAUCGCUAUCGAUGUCAAUGAUCCUCUCGCUUCUAAGCUUAACGACAUUGAGGACGUUGAGAAGCAACUUCCUGGUCUUAUUCGUGCUACCAAUGAAUGGUUCCGCAUCUACAAGAUUCCCGAUGGCAAGCCCGAGAACGUCUUCGCUUUCAGCGGUGAAGCCAAGAACAAGAAAUAUGCCACCGAUGUUGUCCUUGAGACUCAUGAAGCAUGGAAGGGCUUGAUCUCUGGUGCUUCCGACAAGAAGGAUAUCUCCACUGCCAACAUCUCCGUUGAGGACUCUCCCGACAAGGUUGAUGCUGAACAUGCUAACUCUAACGUCCCCGCUGCUGAUGUCCAACCUCCUGCUCCCAUUGAUCCCUCUGUCGACAAGUGGUUUUUCAUCAGUGCUCACAGCUUGUAG
Messenger RNA from Lichtheimia ornata, 873 nucleotides. Its product is annotated as inorganic pyrophosphatase. Gene Ontology annotation, cellular component: nucleus; cytoplasm. The transcript is spliced from 8 exons. Gene Ontology annotation, biological process: phosphate-containing compound metabolic process. The coding region runs from base 1 to 873 and encodes 290 amino acids. Gene Ontology annotation, molecular function: inorganic diphosphate phosphatase activity; magnesium ion binding. The record is from RefSeq and is a predicted model, not a curated record. Lineage: Eukaryota; Fungi; Mucoromycota; Mucoromycetes; Mucorales; Lichtheimiaceae.